UUAAAACGCUUUAAACGGGCAUGCCGAGAGAGAAGCAAUUAUGGCGAAGUUGAAUUUUCUCGUUUGCAUUUUGUUGCUCAUCGAGACUAGCGUACUAACGUUAGAAAGCUUGGAUCGCGGGCAAAAUCUAGAGUUCCAAGCACUGCCAGCAAAACUGAAUGUUGAAAAAAUUAAGGUUUUGAAGGUGGACAAGCAAGAUGACAACUCGACAGAACAAGUUGACUUUAGUUCUAGGGAUGUUUCAAAUGAUGCUUUUGAAGGGAACGACGCUGAUGUUGAAGAGGACGAGGAGGAGGUGGAGGAUUUCGUGGAUGAGGAGCUCGAACAGAGAGAUCUUGACAUGAUGCUUGAUGCAACCGGUGGAGAAAGUGACGUUGAUCUUAACCACCGGUCAUUCUUUGGAUCAAUAAGGAUGGAAGCAGUUAAGAAAGCAUGUAAAUAUCAAUGUGACAAGAAAUGCUACGACCCUCACCAACAACAAUGCUGCAAAAAGAAAAUCGUUAAACGUCCCUGGCGCUGCUGUGCACAUAGCUGUGGUAACGUCUGCUACGACCAAAAAACCAAGCAAUGUUGCAACGGCAAGGUCAUUCUGAAAUCACAAAACUGUGCUGGCUGUGUUAAUAAAUGUGGAAGAGCGUGUUUUGACCCAAGAAGAGAAAAGUGCUGUAAUGGUAAAGUUGUUUUGAAGAAUGCACCUUGUUGCAAACCUGGGUUCCAUCUAUGUGGUCAGCGGUGCUUCGACCCUAGGCAUCAUAAGUGUUGCCAUGGUAUUGUCACUCCAAAGAAUUCCGCUGUAUGUGGCCAAAGGUGCUAUGACCCAAAAGUCCAUCAUUGCUGUAACGGCAGAGUCGUGUCGAGACGAGUACCCUGUUGUUACCGUUGUGGUGGAGCUUGCAUUGACCCGAGGUUGCAUAAAUGCUGCCAUCAAAGGCGCAUCAGCAGGAACGUUCCUUGCGUCUCUGGACAAGGAACGCCUCUGACGAUAACCCAAGGACUAAGUGCUAGAAGAGUUGGUUGUUACAGAGACACGUGGAAUCGUGCCAUUCCAUCAUUGGAAGGUAAAAGUUACAUCCUGAUUGGAAACUACCAGAAGAGACCAUUUGCCAUCGAGAAGUGCGCGUUAGCUGCUGCUAAGCUUGGAUGGAGUGUUUUUGCAGUACAACACCAAGGAUGGUGCGCUUCUAGUCCAACUGCAGGACRUWCCUACAAGAAGUAUGGACGAUACAACACUUGUAGAAAUGGCAAGGGAGGACCGUGGGGGAAUGAUGUGUAUGUACUGGAAGGCAAUGCUGCUAAGAAGACGACUUCAGGUGACAUCUGUGUCUUUCCAUUCAUCUAUAAAGGAAAGCUCUACAAUGGCUGUACAAGAGUAGACCACAAUCGUCCAUGGUGUGCUAUAACACCUAACUAUGAUGUUGACAGGCUUCGAGGAUACUGUUAGAAUACUAGUGUCUCCAAUGGAUUUCUUUUACAUUCAUAAGCUAAAAAUA
Actinia tenebrosa (Australian red waratah sea anemone) is the source of this 1490-nucleotide messenger RNA. RefSeq lists its product as uncharacterized. Gene Ontology annotation, cellular component: cell surface. The record is from RefSeq and is a predicted model, not a curated record. NCBI's taxonomy places the organism in Eukaryota, Metazoa, Cnidaria, Anthozoa, Actiniaria, Actiniidae. Gene Ontology annotation, molecular function: heparin binding.